Molecule: messenger RNA, 984 nt
Organism: Cloeon dipterum
Lineage: Eukaryota; Metazoa; Arthropoda; Insecta; Ephemeroptera; Baetidae
Product: galactoside 2-alpha-L-fucosyltransferase SEC1-like
Exons: 2
Coding region: 16-972 (318 amino acids)
Biological process (GO): carbohydrate metabolic process
Cellular component (GO): membrane
Molecular function (GO): galactoside 2-alpha-L-fucosyltransferase activity
Source: RefSeq, a predicted model, not a curated record
ACCUGUUCGCGGCAAAUGUCAGCUAAAAGCUCAGUGUUCGCGGUUCUAAUAUUUUUUAGUGUGUUAUAUCUCUUAGAUGUGAAGUUUGUAACUCAGGAAUUUCGACCUAAGGUCAACCAGACCACGAAUAGCAGCACGAUCAAGAACUACCAGUGUCCCGAAGGACCAAUUGUGGCCGUCCUGGGCGCCGGUCGCCUUGGAAAUCAGAUUUGGGACUACGCGUCCACCUGGAGCGUGGCGAGGCGAUUGAACCGUACCGCCUACGUGCAGGAUUCCAUCAUCUUAGGAUUGUCCAAGAUGUUCGAAAACCUGAGUUUGAAGCCACUAAGCGAUUUCCAAAAAUGCAGACAGCCGCUGCCACCGGCAGUUCCUUUGGAUAAAUUGUUCCCCAUGGAGACCUUAGGUCGAAGGUUUCGGGCUCGUAAUUUGCUCCUGCCCGCGUUUUCCCAGCUGUUGGAGGUGGUUUUCCCAGACAGAGAGCUGCUACGCAGAGAGCUCAAGUUCAAACCAGAGUUGGUUGCAGAGGUGCAGAAGACAAUCGAAGAGGUUGCAGGACGUGGAAAGAUUGUUGUCGGCAUUCACGUUCGUCGCGAUGAUUUCGGCACGUUCUUGCCACUUACGUUUCACUCUCAAUUGGCAACUGAACAUUAUUUUAAGAAUGCUAUGGAGUGGUACAGACAACAAUACGGCAGCUCAACCUUCUUUCUCAUCGUCAGCGAUGACCUCGGGUGGUGUAAAAGGUUGCUAGGUAAUGACUCCAAAUUGGCAUCGAAAACCCCUAGCCACGACUUGAUUCUACUUUCGAUGUGUGAUCAUACAAUAAUUGAUUACGGAACUUUUGGAUUCUGGGGUGCAUUUUUUUCCAGAGGGCAUACAGUUUCCCUGAAUGUUGAACAAAAUGUUACAAGUGUAAUGUCUGCAAAAGCGAAUUGGACACUUUUUGACAAAGAGACACUAAGUGUAAUAGGAUGAGAAAUUUAUUUG